This is a messenger RNA of Parasteatoda tepidariorum (common house spider), 2340 nucleotides long. RefSeq lists its product as uncharacterized. Gene Ontology annotation, molecular function: catalytic activity. NCBI's taxonomy places the organism in Eukaryota, Metazoa, Arthropoda, Arachnida, Araneae, Theridiidae. The record is from RefSeq and is a predicted model, not a curated record.
AUGGAUAAAGGAGGAGGGUUGGGCGUAGGGCUAGUCCCUCUACCCCGUAAAACAUCUCUGACUACAGAAACCAAAAGCAUAUACGGCCAAAUUCUCUUGGCGGAAGCAAUGACUUGUGAAAUUCCAAAUGACAGUUAUCUAACCUGGAAUGAGGAAAUCACGCCUAUGAAGUGUCGAAGGGAAAGCCAUUUGGAGCCUUCGAUGCGGAAGAAGUCAUUGAUGAAACCUAAACACAAGUUACGAAUUGGUGCUUGGAAUGUAAGAACUAUGUACCAAUGUGGAAAAAGUAGACAGGUAUCAAUGGAAAUGGAUAGAUACCAAUUGGAUAUCUUGGGAAUAUCAGAACUUAGAUGGACAGGUUUUGGCAAGAUUAAAACUGGAAGUGAACAAAUCAUUUUGUACUCAGGAGCUGAAGAAAAGCACGAAAGAGGCGUGGCGCUAAUCAUUAAUAAAGAAACAGCGAAGAGUCUUUUGGAAUGGGAACCAAUCAGUGAAAGAAUUUUAAGAGCACGAUUUUAUUCAAAAUAUAUUAAACUAUCAAUUAUUCAAGUUUAUCUAACCUGGAAUGAGGAAAUCACGCCUAUGAAGUGUCGAAGGGAAAGCCAUUUGGAGCCUUCGAUGCGGAAGAAGUCAUUGGUGAAACCUAAACACAAGUUACGAAUUGGUGCUUGGAAUGUAAGAACUAUGUACCAAUGUGGAAAAAGUAGACAGGUAUCAAUGGAAAUGGAUAGAUACCAAUUGGAUAUCUUGGGAAUAUCAGAACUUAGAUGGACAGGUUUUGGCAAGAUUAAAACUGGAAGUGAACAAAUCAUUUUGUACUCAGGAGCUGAAGAAAAGCACGAAAGAGGCGUGGCGCUAAUCAUUAAUAAAGAAACAGCGAAGAGUCUUUUGGAAUGGGAACCAAUCAGUGAAAGAAUUUUAAGAGCACGAUUUUAUUCAAAAUAUAUUAAACUAUCAAUUAUUCAAGUGUAUGCACCAACGAAUGAUGCUGAUGAGGAGGAAAAGGAGACAUUUUAUGAUCAACUACAAUGUGUUUUAAAUCGAGUUCCAAAACAUGACAUGAUAAUUCUUAUGGGAGACCUUAAUGCUAAGGUUGGAAAACGGAUUAGUGAUGAUGAAACCUCCAUGGGAAACGAAUCACCGGGUGAGAGGAACGAAAAUGGAGAACUGUUUGUUUCCCUGUGCGAACUAAAUAGUUUAAACAUAGGUGGGAGUAGAUUCAAGCAUAGAGAGAUACAUAAAUGUACAUGGACCUCACCAGACGGAAGAACAAAGAAUCAAAUAGAUCAUAUUGCAAUUAAUAACAAGUUCAGGAGCUCACUAAGAGACGUAAGAGCGAUGAGAGGUGCCGACGUUGGAUCAGAUCACUACUUGAUUCUUGCAAUAUUAAAACUAAAAUUAAGAAAAUCACCAAAGAAGACGGGACAUAAAAGAAUAAGCUAUGACAUUGCUAAGUUAAAAGCCAAAGAGUGCAGACAAGAAUUUUCAAUCGAGUUGAAAAACAGAUUUGAGCUGUUAAAGGAAGAAGAAAAUCAUGGCAACACUAAGCAAUCAGAAAAUGAGGUAAAAGAAAAAGUUGAAGAGACUUGGGAACAUAUCAAAAACAUUUAUUGCGACGUAGCAGAAAAAGUGUUGGGUGAAAAGAAAGGAAAGAAAAGCAAAGAAUGGAUUACGGGUGAAACAUUAAUACUAAUUGAAAGCAGAAGGAAAAAGAAAAUACAGAUGGAAACUACAAAGUCUGAAAGAUUAUUUAAUCGGUAUAGACAGCAGUAUAGUCAAAUUGAUAGAGAAGUAAAAAAGUCAGCCAGAAAAGACAAAAGGAAAUAUUUCACAGACCUUGCCAAUGAGGCUCAAGAUGCAGCGCAAAAAGGACAAAUAAGUACUUUCUAUCAGAAAGUGAAACAAAUAAAAGGAAAUAAACGAAAUUCGCAAUGUGCAGUACGAGACAAAAACAAUAAGUUACUUACUACGGAUAAGAGGAUCGAAGAAAGAUGGAGAGAAUAUUUUGAAGAUACGCUUAACGCACACCAUGUUGAAAAUUCUGAGCAACUCCCAAAUGUUACAUUAAAUGUAGCAUCUACUGUAGAUUUUUCUUUGGAAGAUAUCUCGCUGGAUGAGGUACAGAGUGCCCUGAGGGCCACAAAACCAAAGAAGGCUGCAGGGAGAGACGGAAUCGUGGCAGAGAUGCUUAAGGCAGAUUUUGAAACCGCUACAAGACAGUUGCAAAAGCUCUUCAAUGAAAUCUGGAGAAAUGAAAGAAUACCAGAACAAUGGAAAGAAGCAAACUGGAUUCAAGGAUUUAUUGUUUCCAUGCCGCAAGUACUAUGUGUUGAUACUUGA